AUGCUUGUCGGACCAUUUUCUAUAACCUCGAACCGCUCUGCAGUUUUUCAAGCCACCGUCCCAGUUCGCAGCAUCUCUUACACCUUCAUUUAUCGGAAUCCGUCACUCUCAUGGCGCAACCAAAUUUUCCAAUUCUUGGUUACGUUCGAUGCGACUACUUGGGCCCUUAUAUUUGUCUCAGCCGCAAUUGUUGGAGCAUCACUUGCAGUACUGCAUAGAAUCAAACCUGGAAGCACUAGUUAUACACUACGUCUCUCCUUGCUCUUUGCUUUCGGCUAUCUGUUUCAAGGUGUGAGAACACGGCCUCCCACAUAUGCGUCAAGUCAAAUUUUGAUCAUUGUGUGGUGGUUAUUCUGUCUUAUUCUCGUCAUCGCAUUUUGUGCAAAUUACGCCGCCUUUAGAUCCUUCAAUGCUCUCGAAAACCUCCCCAAUUCUCCUAUCACGUUGCUUCAUCAAAAGUACUUUAAAUAUGCCUAUAUCAAGGAAUCGAAUAUGGGUUAUUUGAUGGGCAAAUCGCUGGACUCUGCAAUAUAUUCCCUGUAUCAGAUGAUCAAUACAAAGUUCAAAUAUAUGAUUCCAAAUAGCAGAGACGAGGGAAUCAAUGAAGUUAUAAAGGGAAAAUUCGCACUGCUAGAUGAGUCUCCAUUCAGUGAGUACUAUGCAAGGAAAUACUGUCUCAAGUCUAGUCCGUCUCUUUGGUUUGGAACAUAUGUCUUCUUUAUGCCCAAGAAGCUGUCUUAUGGAGCGAUAAUUAGUGAAGAGAUAAAAAAGAUGAGAAGUGACGGAACACUGGAAAAAAUAUACAAAUCGGAGGAGAAUAAAAUGAUGUCAACCCUGCCAACUUACUGCGGAGCAAUGCUUGAAGAUCAGGCUCUUGGGGCAAUGUUGAAUCCCCUGAUCGAUUGGUCAGACUAUUCUGUGGAAUUAGCUACCGCUGUUGGAAUAUUCAUUGCUAGUCUAAUUGGUCUCUUAAUAGUUCUUAUCACACUCUUGGUUGAAUAUCUCCUCGGUAUCUACAAGGAAGCGAUGAUAGAUAAGGACUGUCAUCCAGUGAUUCUGUAA
Molecule: messenger RNA, 1062 nt
Organism: Rodentolepis nana
Lineage: Eukaryota; Metazoa; Platyhelminthes; Cestoda; Cyclophyllidea; Hymenolepididae
Source: the annotation of a GenBank genome assembly